AGAAAGAAAUGAAUUGAAUGUUAUUUUGUUUGCUUACAUUUGCUGCAUAUUUUCCUUUUCUGCACUUGUUCACCCAUCAUCAACCAUGUCAAACCACGCUGAAGAUCUCUCUCAAUUCGACAUCUCCGUUCAGGAAAAGGACAAGCUCGUCGCUGAGGUCAUCCGCUACGUGCUUUUCAAGACCCACCACAACUCAGGCUGCCCAAUCCGGCGAGAAGAGCUGACCCAGUUGAUCACCAAGAACUACCGGCAGCGGAAUCUUCCGGUGAUGAUUAUCAACGAGGCGAUAGCGAAGCUCUCCACCAUUUUCGGGUACGAAAUGCGGGAGCUUCAGAGGGCCCGGCCCUCUUCGAAUAACCACCAGGGCCGCAAUUCGCAACAGAGUGCGGCUGAGGCGAAAACUUACGUUAUCAUGAGUAAGCUGCCGGCUGAGGUGUACACGAAGUAUGUUGAGGAUGAGGAUACGGCUCAUCUUACUGGUUUUACUUUUGUUGUGAUGAGCAUUGUGCAUAUUUCGGGUGGUAAAAUAUCCGAAGAGAAUCUUUGGCAACAUUUGAGGCGGAUAGGAUUGGAUGAAGCCAACGAAAGCCAUCCAUUUUUAGGAAACACAAAACAAGCAUUGGAGGGACUUGUCCAGCAGAGGUAUUUGCAGAAGGACAAACAAAGUGGACCUGAAGGCAAUACUUUGAUAUAUGAGCUUGCUGAGAGAGCUUUAGAUUCUCAAGUUACUGCAAGUUUGAAAGAUUACAUAUCACAGAUUGUGAAUAAAGAUGUUGGCUCGGUGGAGGAUGAGUAGUGCCCUGCUGUUGACUGGAAUCUUACUGCAGAUGUCUUCCAUUCUGCUUUUGGUAUGAACUGAAAUAGUGCUAAGUAGGUCCCUGCUAAAUAUGUUUACCAGGAGCAGGGAAUCUUUUGCUUAAAAACCAGAUGCGUAUAAGUAUGUAGCUCUCACUCCCCUCCUAACUUGUGAUGGGAGAGAUAGACUCAGUUGUAUGCAGCCGCUGGUAGGGAUGAAUUACUGUUGGCCAAAUUGAUGAUUGUCCAUGUUUCUAAUACAUUUUAACCCCAAGAACACAUUGUUGUCAUUUUUCUUGAUGAUAUGGAUUUUAUGUAGAAGCA
Fragaria vesca subsp. vesca is the source of this 1119-nucleotide messenger RNA. RefSeq names its product melanoma-associated antigen G1-like. Gene Ontology annotation, cellular component: nucleus. The transcript has 6 exons. NCBI's taxonomy places the organism in Eukaryota, Viridiplantae, Streptophyta, Magnoliopsida, Rosales, Rosaceae. The record is from RefSeq and is a predicted model, not a curated record. Bases 86 to 796 code for a protein of 236 amino acids.